CACGCCGCAGCCACGCAUAUCGCGAUGAAGAAGUCCAAAAUCACAGAUUUCGAUCCCGAGGAACUGCUCGACCCGGCGCCGAGCUCCAGCGACGCCGAGGAUGCCGAUUCUUCGGGCGCGGAGGACGACAACGCGGGCCGCGAGCAUUAUGCAGAUGUUGGAAAGAGCAAGCUCCGAAGGAAGGAGGUUGUUCCAUUGGGGCCCCAGUACACCGGCACCCAAGUCAGCCGCAAUGCUGUGGAAGACGAAGACAGCGACGACCCAUUCGCAAAGCGCUUCGACGAGGAUGGCAGUGGCAGCGAUGACGACGAGGAUAGCGAAGCCGAAUUCGAGAAUGGCGUAGCCCAAGAAUCGGGUUCCGGGAGCGACGAAGACGACGACGAGUCUGGAGACGAAGAGCAGGGUUUGGAUCAGAACGCCGAGGCUGACUCGGACAGCGCAUCAGACGACGAUGCGUCCGAGGAUGACGACACCAACGAUGCGGCUGAGACGAGGGCGCUCAUGAGCAAGAACAAGGAAGACGUGCGCGAGUUGAUGAAGGACCAGAAUUCGCUCGUCACCAGCCUCGCUGCCGCCGCGCAAUCCGACGUCGCCAAAGGCCAAGCGAUCAAAGCCCAGCGCAAGACAUUCGAUUCGUUCCUCAACACACGGGUGCGCUUGCAGAAGGCACUCAUCGCGACCAACUCCAUGGUCGCUGAGGACCACAAAGACGAAUCUGCACCUACUGCAUCUGUCGAGGCCGCCGAGGCCGCAGCGGUGCUGCUUCUGAACAAUCUUACGCGCCUCAGAGCAUCGAUUGAGGAGGCGCGUACGGGCGAAAAGCGAAAGCGAACCGCGUUUGGACCCUCCACUGCGUCGUCUGACAUUUGGGACAGAUUGUGCGCCCAAGAAAGUUCGGCAAAGAAGCAAAGAAGAGCUGUCAUGGAAAAGUGGUCUGCAAAGACACGGACUGCAAAGAUUGCGACUGCUCAAAGACAGCUAAACGUCAGCGCGGAGCAGACUUUGACCGAGGUCCUCGACUCCCAGCUCACUAACUCGACCCAUCUCGUCGCGCGAACACAGAUGCCUCGUUCCUGCGCCCCCAUCCAGUCGGCAUCGUCCAAGCCGUUGCCUGAUGUCAACAUCUAUGACGAUGCGGACUUCUACGGGCUCCUUCUGAAAGAGCUUCUUGAGCAGCGGUCCGCCGAACUUUCCAACAACGGCACAGCUGAGUUUGUCGUGCAGGCGCCGUGGCAGGUUGCGCGCGAAGCGAAGACGAGGAAGGUAGUCGACACAAAAGCUAGCAAAGGGCGACGACUGCGAUACACGGUGCACGAGAAGCUGCAGAACUUCAUGGCGCCGGAGCAAAGAGGGCUGUGGGGCGAGCGUCAGCGGGACGAGCUGUUCACCAGCCUCUUUGGACAGCGUCUUGCCCUAGGUGAGCAAGACGACGUCGUGAGUGAGGAGGAGGAUGCAGUGGAUGCCGCGGAGCAAGGGUUGAUGCUAUUCAGGAGCUAGAAACCGCUGUUGAAUCAUAUGUUGCGAUUUGUC
Messenger RNA from Paraphaeosphaeria sporulosa, 1530 nucleotides. Its product is annotated as TRAUB-domain-containing protein. The coding region runs from base 25 to 1497 and encodes 490 amino acids. Lineage: Eukaryota; Fungi; Ascomycota; Dothideomycetes; Pleosporales; Didymosphaeriaceae. Gene Ontology annotation, biological process: maturation of SSU-rRNA from tricistronic rRNA transcript (SSU-rRNA, 5.8S rRNA, LSU-rRNA). The transcript is spliced from 2 exons. The record is from RefSeq and is a predicted model, not a curated record. Gene Ontology annotation, cellular component: nucleolus; nucleus.